Molecule: messenger RNA, 2191 nt
Organism: Harpia harpyja (harpy eagle)
Lineage: Eukaryota; Metazoa; Chordata; Aves; Accipitriformes; Accipitridae
Gene: SLC23A1
Product: solute carrier family 23 member 1
Exons: 13
Coding region: 34-1746 (570 amino acids)
Biological process (GO): transmembrane transport
Cellular component (GO): membrane
Molecular function (GO): transmembrane transporter activity
Source: RefSeq, a predicted model, not a curated record
GCGGGCACCGUGCCCCCCCGGCCAGAGGUGGACAUGCUCUACAGGAUCGAGGACGUGCCCCCCUGGUACCUCAGCAUCCUGCUCGGUUUCCAGCACUACCUGACCUGCUUCAGCGGCACCAUCGCCGUCCCCUUCCUGCUGGCCGAGAGCCUGUGCGUGGGCAAGGACCAGCUCACCGUCAGCUACCUCAUCGGCACCAUCUUCACCUGCGUCGGUAUCACCACCCUCAUCCAGACCACCGUGGGCAUCAGGCUGCCCCUCUUCCAGGCGAGCGCGCUGGCCUUCCUCGUCCCCGCCAAGUCCAUCCUGGCCCUGGAGAAGUGGCGAUGCCCGCCUGAAGAGCAGAUCUACGGCAACUGGACUCUGCCGCUUAACACCUCCCACGUCUGGCAGCCCCGCAUGCGAGAGAUCCAGGGGGCCAUCGUGGUGUCCAGCCUGGUGGAGGUGGCCAUCGGGCUGCUGGGGCUCCCCGGGGCGCUGCUCAGCUACAUCGGGCCACUGACCGUCACCCCCACCGUCUCCCUCAUCGGGCUCUCCGUCUUCCAGGCGGCCGGCGAGCGGGCCGGCUCCCACUGGGGCAUCGCCGCACUGACCAUCUUCUUGAUUGUCCUGUUUGCCCAGUACCUGCGGCACGUCAACAUCUGCCUGCCCGGCUACCGGCGGGGCAGCGGCUUCGUCCUGCUCCGCGUCCAGAUCUUCAAGAUGUUCCCGAUCAUCCUGGCCAUCAUGGUGGUGUGGUUGCUCUGCUACGUGCUGACGUGCACCGGCGUCUUCCCCAGCCGGCCCGAGGCGUACGGCUACAAGGCCAGGACGGACGCCCGGGGGGAGAUCCUGUCCGUGGCACCCUGGUUUCGGGUCCCCUACCCCUGCCAGUGGGGUCUGCCCACAGUGACCUCGGCGGCCGUGCUGGGCAUGUUCAGCGCCACGCUGGCGGGCAUCAUCGAGUCCAUCGGGGACUACUACUCCUGCGCCCGGCUGGCGGGAGCCCCCGCUCCCCCCGUGCACGCCAUUAACAGAGGCAUUUUCACCGAAGGCAUCUCCUGCAUCAUCGCGGGGCUGCUGGGAACCGGCAACGGCUCCACCUCCUCCAGCCCCAACAUCGGCGUCUUGGGCAUCACGAAGGUGGGGAGCAGGAGGGUGAUACAGUACGGGGCCGGGAUCAUGCUCGUGUUGGGGACCAUCGGAAAGUUCACGGCACUGUUCGCCUCUCUGCCCGACCCCAUCCUCGGCGGGAUGUUCUGCACCUUAUUCGGCAUGAUCACGGCCGUCGGCCUCUCCAACCUGCAGUUCGUCGACAUGAACUCCUCCCGCAAUCUCUUCGUGCUGGGCUUCGCCAUGUUUUUUGGGCUGACGCUGCCAAACUACCUGGAUUCCCAACCCAAGGCCAUUAACACAGGUGUCCCCGAGCUGGACCAGAUACUGACGGUGCUGCUAACGACAGAGAUGUUCGUCGGGGGGACCAUCGCCUUCAUCCUGGACAACACCAUCCCGGGGACGCAGGAGGAGCGAGGGCUGGUGCAGUGGAAGGCGGGCGCGCACUCGGACAGCACGGCGAGAGCCAGCUUGAGGAGCUACGACUUCCCCUUUGGGAUGAGCGUGGUGAGGAGGAGCCGGUGGUUGAAGCGUGUGCCCAUCUGCCCCGUGUUCACGGGGUUUAAGGCCCGGGCGCGGGGCAGCAAUGCCGCGGCGGCGGCUGCAGACGUGCAGGGUACGGCGGACGGGCUCUCCGUGUGCACGAAGGUCUGAGCGAGGGGAGGGCUCGCACCCUGGCGCCGGAGGAGCCGAGCCGAGCUCCCGCGGGUGCUGUCGGUGUUUGUUAGCACCCACCAAGUCCAAAGCCAAGGCUUCUGGUGCUCGUCUUGAACACAGGGCUAGGGAAACUCCAAGUUGCCUUUCAGGGACAUCCCGAGCUCCUGGGGUACAGGCCUGGGGACCACCACCCCCCGUGUCAUUGCUUCACCUCAAGCUUUAGCUGGUUGAGACUCAUUCAGCACUUGCUGAAGCUCAUUAGCCACCAUCGGAGAUGGCUGGAGCCACAAACUCCCACCUGGGGCCACAGAUUUUCAUGCUGCGCCCUCAGCUUCAGCAGGGCUACCCGGCAGCUGAAGCGGGCUCUGUGUGGGUACAGUAUCCAGACCAGCGUUAGGAUGCCCAUUUUAAGAUCAUAUAUUAAAAAUAAUAAAAUAAACAA